GGAAAAAGAAAGAGAGGAGCAAAAUAAAUUAGUGUGUUAUCUUUCUCCUCCUAAUCUCUAUCUCCAUGGCGGAUAAAACGAGAGCCUCACCUUACCACUCUCAUUUCUUCCAACUCCCUUCUUCUUCUUCAAUUUGAUUUAUCUGUUUCUUUCUUCUUUGCUUCUUUUCAAGCUCUAUUAUUAUAACAGCUACCUCUGCUUCUUCUUCUUCUUUUCAAUUGCCAUUAGUUUGAUUGUAGCUAUGGCUUCUGCUGCUAACUGUGUAGUGUAUUUUAGCAGCAACACUAACUACCUUACUGUCUCAGAACUAAAAAACCAUUCUUUGCCUGCUACCUUUGUCAGCAGACCACCCAACAAUUACACUCUUGGGAAAAGAAGUCAUUACAGUGUCAGAUUGUUAUCUUCAACGACGGGAAUCAAUCCACGGGCAGCAGCACCAUCAGCCACUGCUGUAGAGAAUGAUGGAAGUUUCCCCGACACUGAUAUGGUUCCAACCCCCAAAGUUAUAAUUGAUCAAGACUCGGAUCCAGAUGCCACUGUUGUUGAAAUUACCUUUGGCGAUCGACUCGGAGCGCUUCUUGAUACUAUGAAUGCACUUAAAAGUCUCGGGUUGAAUGUUACCAAGGCAAAUGUCUAUUUGGAUUCAUCUGGGAAGCACAACAAGUUUUGCAUCACCAAGGCUAGCACUGGAAGGAAAGUUGAAGAACCGGAACUGCUCGAGGCAAUACGUUUGACGAUUAUAAACAACUUACUUGAGUUUCAUCCGGAAUCAAGCUCCCAGUUAGCAAUGGGUGCAACCUUUGGUGCUGAGCCACCAAAAGAAACGGUUGAUGUGGACAUUGCUACUCGCAUAAGAGUUCAUGAUGAUGGUCCUGACCGUAGCUUGCUAUAUGUGGAGACAGCCGAUCACCCAGGGUUGUUGGUGGAGCUUGUGAAAACUAUUACCGACAUCAACGUUGCAGUUGAGUCCGGAGAGUUCGACACGGAGGGGUUGCUUGCAAAGGCAAAGUUUCACGUCAGCUACAAGGGUAAAGCCCUCAUCAAGCCUCUGCAGCAGGUUCUUGCAAAUAGUUUACGAUAUUACUUGAGGCGUCCGACUACAGAGGAGGCGAGUUUUUGAGCCACCAUAGCCAAAUGUAAGAGCAAGUUAGCAAUGGGGUGAAGUUUAGAAUGCUGUUGGCAAAUAAUCUCCUCUUGUAGGAAUUCUAUAAACAGUCCCCUGUUACUGCAUGGUAAUUGUUGUAUAACGAUUUUAAUUAAUUUGAUCACUAGUUGUGCAA
This is a messenger RNA of Gossypium raimondii (Peruvian cotton), 1280 nucleotides long. RefSeq names its product ACT domain-containing protein ACR11. Bases 242 to 1120 code for a protein of 292 amino acids. Lineage: Eukaryota; Viridiplantae; Streptophyta; Magnoliopsida; Malvales; Malvaceae. The record is from RefSeq and is a predicted model, not a curated record. The transcript is spliced from 10 exons. Gene Ontology annotation, cellular component: chloroplast thylakoid membrane; chloroplast stroma.